UCCUGUCGGGCGGGUUGUAAGUGUACGUGUUUCCCGCAGACUUUCCCGGCUUUCUGCCCGUAUAACUCGGCUCCACGGCGUCUAGCGGUGAACAACAGAAAUACAAGAAGUCUUCUGCCGGUUUCACCAUGUUGUCAUGGAAACCUGAUGUGACAAAGACGUCGCCAUGGUAACUGUGUAGCCGCCGGUCUGGUGCCUCGGACGACAGUUCCCCCCGCCCCCCCGCCGUGUGUGGACCGCCCCCCGCCGUGUGUGGACCGCCCCAAACUCGCGCCCGCCGGUCGUCAUGAAUGUACUGUACGUGGUGGGCGUGUCGGAUAGCUGCGUCUCCAUGUUGUCCCUUGUGCUGUUCAUAGGUGCCUUCACGGUGAUGAUGGUCCUGUUCCAUCACUACAAACCCAAGACGGAGAAAGAGCUGGAGGAGGAGAAGAGGAGGGCGAAAGGUCGGCAGGACAGCCUGUGCACCGCGUUCGAGCUUCUCCGCGCGGACAUGUCGCACUUCGACGCCAUUGAGGACAAGUUCAGCAACUACGAGCAGGUCACGAAGGCCAUGAAGGCGGCCGGGCUCGUCUGCUGUAACCUGAUCAUCGGCGUGGAUUUCACCGCGAGUAACGAGUGGCAGGGUCGGAGGACGUUCGGGGGGAAGUGCUUACAUGCCCUGUCGGGGAAGAAAAUCUACAACCCUUACCAGAAAGUCAUCUCCACUAUCGGGCAGACCCUGCAGCCGCUUGACGAGGACAACCUGAUUCCGGUCUUCGGGUUCGGGGAUUCUCGUACGAAGGAUAAGGAGGUGUUCCCCUUCAGGCCGGACGGUUCGCCCUGCCAGGGACACGACCAGGUGCUGAUUCACUACGGCGCGAUCGUGAAGGAAGUCGCGCUCAGCGGGCCGACGAGCUUCGCGCCCCUGAUCCACAAGGCCAUCGACAUCGUCCAGCAGCAGAAGGGCUACCACAUCCUGCUGAUCAUCGCCGACGGGCAGGUCAAGGACGAGGGACCCACGAGGGACGCCAUCGUCGAGGCUUCGAACUUUGCCCUCAGCAUCAUCAUGGUGGGGGUCGGGGACGGCCCUUGGGGGGUGAUGAAGGAGUUCGACGACCGGCUGCCGGAGAGGAAGUUCGACAACUUCCAGUUCGUGGACUACCACACGGCGGUGAAGAGGACUCGGUACCCGAGCGCAGCCUUCGCGCUGCACUGCCUGAUGGAGGUUCCGGACCAGUACAAGGCCAUCUCCAGGCUGGGGUACCUCGACUGCAAACAUGUGGACGCCGGCUGACUGCUGCGGCCACCAGAGGAUUACAAACUUAACCUUCAGCCUGCAAGGAAGAUUGUUUGGAACCAAAUUUGUAUUGAAGACUGGGUUAGGACACACCCAGUGUGUCUUUACGGUAUCUUUUGGCACCCGAUAUCAGCCAUGCUGCCUGGGUGGCCAAUGUAUUGCCUCGUUGCAAUAUUGAAUUUUAAAAAAUAGGCCACACCGAGUUAUUUUCUUGCAAGGAUCUGUUUGUUAUCUGUACUAAAGAUAGCAACGUCACAGCAGUUUUGGUUGGAGGAUUCUCUCCACAGUUAGCAAUAUAACUGGAAAACAAACCUUAGGGUUCUCUUAAUUUUUUAACAGUUCCAUGGCUGUUACAAGUCAAAGCAUAAGAGAGGGAGAGAAAGAUAUUCAAUAAGACUGAUAAACUUAGAAAUUAUAAACUAAUGGAUUUCCUCUAGAUAUUUGACAAUCUAAAAAGUACAUUGUUUAUGUAAGGAAGGUUUUUUAAAAAUCUGAAUAUCUUGAAAUAGAUAUUCAGAAGCAGAUGACAAUGUAAGCCUAGGCCACACCAAAUUAUUUUCUUCGUUCCUGGAUGCUUUUUUUUUAAGCUUGAUUUUUCAGUAUGGCAAAAUCAACCAAGAAGUUAAUUAGCUGGACUACAAACAGUCAGGCAAGUCACAGCACAAGCUGUGAUGACACUAACAUUUUCUGUUGGUUCUCUGAAUUUUUGAAAGAACAAUUUGGUCAUGAUAGAAACACUGAGGGCUAGGAGGAAAACUACAGUCUCAGACUAUCUUCACUCCCUGAAACUGUUAAGGCAAGGUACAGACUUUCCCCUCAUAUUGUAUUCUGUUUUGGAUUCGUCUAUAUUACAUUUUUUAAACUAAGAAAAUCAUCAGAAAUCAAUGAAAUUGGUGUGGUCUCAGUUUCUUUAAUUUUUUUAAGUGUUAUAAGGAUUGUUACAUGCUGAUAACAUAUUUAAGAGUAUUUUGUAUCGUUAUAUGGUAUUUUCUUAGAUUCUGACAAUCAAAAAGCAAUAUUUGUUCAAAUUCUGGAAUAUAAGAUUUAAAUAUAUUAUCAAGGCGUAAAAUGUUAAGACUUAAGGAAUAUUGUACAGUGGUACUGUGGUAUCAGGUGAUUUGGAGGAACGUUUUGUACUACUUGUUAAUAUUUUGCUCAAAUUUCAUUGACUGAAAUUUAAGCAAAAAAGUACCAAUUUGAGCAUGAUUGAUUACAUGUAACGUUACAUUCAAUGACACAGGACUCUACUGGUGAAUAUUGUAUCACAUAAACUUUGAGGCUGCAAGAACAAUAUGCCAAUUACUUUGUAUGACAAUCAUUAACCUCUACAGUAGAGUUAGUAUGCUGAACCCUGAGUAUGGAUCAUGUUGUACAACUUACAACACUUUUGUUGACUUCAAUGAAAGAGCCAGAAAAAGAGGACAAUGCAGUUCACAGUUCACAAGAUAACUGACAUUUACCAGCAGAGGUUUCAGUAACUACCAGUGUGUUUGAAGAAAAAGAUGACUGCCUUAUUUAUUAGUUGUUGCUGCUAUAUCAUCAACAUCAUAUAUUUCUGAUACAUGCACAUUUUACCAGCUGCACAGAGGGGGCUGGUAGGAACAACUGUGGCCAAACUCUUUUUCCAAACCUCUAAAUUUGCGCCAAAACUUUCCACGAUGUUCAGAGUCAUCUAAACUGCUGCUGUCAUAGAAACUUCAUUUUCAAAAAAUUUAAUGCAUUUCAUCCCACCAUAUGAAAACCCACUGGGAAAGGAUGCUGCUAUUUGUGUAUUCUUUAUUUCCUUCAAUUAAGAUUAUGGCUCACGAGCAGGAGAUAUUCUGUCAUACUUUAUGUAAACCCUGCACUUUAUACUGCCUAAGAUUUGAUGGUAAAAAUUAAGAGGGUUUUUAUGAAGGUGUACUGUUUACCUCAGUAUUUUAUUGCCUUAGAUUUGUGUUGUAUUUUUUGCUUGUAAGAUAUUUUUUAGAAAAAUGAUGCUGUGUUUAGUGCAGAAGUAACGUUAAUAUAUGAAAAUUUAUUGAGCUUUAUUCUAUGCAAAGGUGUUUUUACCAUCUAUGCACAAACUAUUUAUGUGCGAUUUUCCUGUUGGAAUGUUAACUUUUGAUGUGCUGUUGGA
Branchiostoma belcheri (Belcher's lancelet) is the source of this 3395-nucleotide messenger RNA. RefSeq names its product E3 ubiquitin-protein ligase RGLG1-like. The transcript has 3 exons. The record is from RefSeq and is a predicted model, not a curated record. The coding region runs from base 287 to 1273 and encodes 328 amino acids. NCBI's taxonomy places the organism in Eukaryota, Metazoa, Chordata, Leptocardii, Amphioxiformes, Branchiostomatidae.